UAGAUUGCAAAAUGGGAGCAGGGGAGAGAAAAGAAGCGAAGAGCAGCAAAAAUGGCCACAGCUUCAGUGCAUGGAUUCUCCUCUCUUCAUCAUCUUGUGCAGGGCCAUCCUCCCACCAUAUCAAGAUCUCCCCAAAGACUCUCUGCCCCUCUUUCAAUUCCCACUAUUUCGAAUUUUGGGUGCGUUGCAAAUUUGUCAGAUGGGAGGAAGAAUGUGUUGAGCGUGAGAAACAGGGCAGUGGCUUCUGAGCAGAGCAAAACACAAGAAGAGCAGGUGCAGACAAAGAAGAAGAGCGUGUAUGACAUCCAGACUCUCACGGCCUGGUUGCUCAGACAAGAACAGAGCGGUGUCAUUGAUGGCGAGCUGGUAAUUGUGCUCUCAAGUAUUUCCUUGGCCUGUAAGCAAAUUGCUUCUCUUGUGCAAAGAGCAGCCAUUUCCAACCUCACCGGCCUUCAGGGAGAAACCAAUGUUCAGGGCGAGGAUCAGAAGAAGCUCGACGUUGUUUCAAAUGAGGUAUUUUCAAGUUGCUUGAGAUGGAGUGGCAGAACAGGAAUUAUAGCAUCUGAAGAGGAAGACAUACCGGUGGCAGUCGAAGAGACCUAUUCUGGAAACUACGUUGUCGUCUUCGACCCGCUUGAUGGGUCCUCCAACAUCGAUGCAGCCGUCUCCACUGGUUCUAUUUUUGGCAUUUACCAUCCCAAUAACGAAUGUCUCACAGACAUUGGGGAUGAUGCCACUGAGUUGGGUAAGAGCGCGGAGAGAUGCAUAGUGAAUGUGUGUCAGCCAGGAAGCAAUCUGCAGGCAGCAGGGUACUGCAUGUAUUCGAGCUCUGUGAUAAUGGUACUAUCUGUGGGGAAGGGUGUGUACGGUUUUACCUUGGAUCCCAUGUAUGGAGAAUUCGUGCUGACCCAUCAAGAUAUAAAGAUCCCAAAGAAAGGAAAGAUCUAUUCUUUCAAUGAAGGAAACUAUGAGCUGUGGGAUGAGAACCUGAAAAAGUAUAUGAAUGAUCUCAAGGACCCAGGUCCUUCUGGCAAGCCCUACUCUGCUCGCUACAUCGGGAGUCUUGUGGGAGAUUUCCACAGGACAUUGUUAUAUGGAGGGAUCUAUGGCUACCCUGCCGACAAGAAGAGCAAAAAUGGGAAAUUGAGACUUCUGUAUGAGUGCGCCCCAAUGAGCUACAUUGUAGAGCAAGCUGGUGGGAAAGGCUCUGAUGGACAUAAAAGGGUGCUGGAUAUACAACCCCAGGAGGUCCAUCAACGGGUUCCUUUAUAUAUUGGAAGCACUGAGGAGGUGGAGAAACUAGAAAAAUUCUUAAGCUGAUGCUCUCAUUUGCAUUUUCUUCACGCCCAUAAUCGAUUAUUAAAGGAAGGGAGUUAAGUUUUUGCUUCUGUGUACUCAAGGAGAUUUAAAUUGAAAGAAAUCAAAUGGAAUCUGUUUUUUCAA
Molecule: messenger RNA, 1443 nt
Organism: Cryptomeria japonica (Japanese cedar)
Lineage: Eukaryota; Viridiplantae; Streptophyta; Pinopsida; Cupressales; Cupressaceae
Product: fructose-1,6-bisphosphatase, chloroplastic
Exons: 3
Coding region: 52-1320 (422 amino acids)
Biological process (GO): fructose metabolic process; sucrose biosynthetic process; fructose 1,6-bisphosphate metabolic process
Cellular component (GO): cytoplasm; cytosol
Molecular function (GO): fructose 1,6-bisphosphate 1-phosphatase activity
Source: RefSeq, a predicted model, not a curated record